AUAUACUUAGUGGUUUAAAGAUGAUGAAUCAUGGAUAUGGUUUUUAUUAGAUUGUGGUGUAUAUUUUAAGUGUAAUUGUGAAUUAAUUUAUUAGAAGUUGAUAAAGGAUUCACAUUAUUCUAAGAGUUGAGUUCUUAUUCAAGGAUGGAAUAUUUAUUUGAUUUAUGGAGGCCCGAGGCCGUUCGGGUUAUUGGUCUUAUGUAUGCUGAACGAUUGGGACUUUGUUUUUCAUUGUUAAUUGUAUAUUUACAGGUGGUGAGUUAUUGGGAAACGAGCAUUUUAGAGGGGAGACUCUGCCAAAUUUCAGGCAGAAGUCUAACUUGAAAAAGAAUUUUGAGACUUAGAAGGGCAAUCUGGUCAAGCGUGUUUAGCACCUGCUAGGUGUCGGACACGUACUAGGUUCGAUUCAAAUUCCAAAGUGGAAUUUGAGUUGGGUCCUGUCAACAUUUGACAGUGUUUGACAGAAAAGUUUAGAAGUGCUCCUGGAUCGUAGAACCGCUUUCUGGAGAAGCACUUACUAUGUGCUUCUUCAAGGCACUUGAAUUUGUUAUGAAAAUUACAAUAUCUUUAUAAUAAAAGUGCUUUUGCUAAAAGCAUUUAUGAGCAGAAGUUCUUUCUAAAGCAGCACUAAUAUUCUUCCACAUGAUUUCAGUUGAUUUUUUUGUCGUUAAUGCAAGAGUAAUAUGAGACCAAAAAUAAAACAAAAUAAAAUAUUAGUCAACUUUUCUUCCCACUUGUUUGCCAAUUAUUCAGAACGAAUUUGUUUACCUCCAAAAUCUCAAAAUUCAAACGCAUUUUGUAAGCGGCCACGCCUAGCACUGCAAGCUUCGACAAGCCCAAAUCGCCGGCCGGUCAGUGCAGAAUAGACCAGUUCAAAUGGCAAGAAAAAGAGCUAAGAAAACUGUAAAACAAGUUGCCUUGUCACCAGGGACCGAUUUCAAUGUUGCAGAGGAAAAGGAACCCCAGAAUGCGAAACAAGAAGCUCAAUUCACAGACCCAGAUGUUGAGCGGCAAAUUUCUGCCAUUAGGGCUAUUCGUGAUGUUGAGACUGAACAUCUCCUGACUAAUUUGCGUUUGCUUCGCUCCUACUUCAACAAGGAACAGCAGCGAACCCCUGUAUUGCAAUAUUUUAAAGAGAACUUUCAAAACCUGUCGAUUGUAAGAAAUGGAGAAAAUGGACAAAUGGAAGUGCAAUGGAUUGACAAAGAUGGCAAUGUAUCCAUGAAUGAUGGAAUGGAUUUACAUGAGACUCUUCUUCGUCGGUUGUCCAUUGCUUAUUCUGGUUGCUCAGCUGCAAUUCCAUCUCUUGGUGGCUUUGAGUUUUCUAGUAAAGCAGAUAAAACAAGCCUUCUGGGUGCUGAUAAUCUGCAGAUCAGCGACUUUGGUUUAGAGGAGCCAUUUGAUACUCUGAUGCUAGGGAAGCAAGAUACUCUCCAAACUCCUGGGGUGAGUAGCCAGAGACUGUCUAUUGGGAUGACACCCAAGACGCGAAGGCUCCCGAAGCCUGGGGAGAUGCUCUUAUCUGUCCAUGGCUCACCCCUUGGUGUUUACAAGGAAGACAACAUGGAAGCCAUACAUGAGUCGGAAGAGGGAUGACUGACUUGAAAUGGCUCAAGUGGUCAAUCAGGAUUCACAACCGUGCAUUACUUGCCAAUCCAAGGUUCUUUAAUUUACUUCUAGCAUUGUGCUAACAAUCACUGUCGUGCCUGAAAAUGCUCUUGUAUCAUUCUACUGACACCUUUGAGAUUGGAUUUAUGUGAAAUAUAUUCUAUCAUUUUCCCUGUAUAUAAUUCAUAUGUAAUUUUCGUCAUUUGUUUUAGUAAUUUCCCAAGAGAAUCGAACAUUAACGUUGAUUUAAGCCAGAGCAUAGUGAUAGACUACUCGGUUUUACUCUCAAUUCAUUUCUAUACACCAACAUUGCUUUGAUUUU
Molecule: messenger RNA, 1930 nt
Organism: Prunus persica (peach)
Lineage: Eukaryota; Viridiplantae; Streptophyta; Magnoliopsida; Rosales; Rosaceae
Exons: 7
Coding region: 877-1596 (239 amino acids)
Source: RefSeq, a predicted model, not a curated record